Molecule: messenger RNA, 5696 nt
Organism: Fundulus heteroclitus (mummichog)
Lineage: Eukaryota; Metazoa; Chordata; Actinopteri; Cyprinodontiformes; Fundulidae
Gene: pcdh7a
Product: protocadherin 7a
Exons: 6
Coding region: 1021-5127 (1368 amino acids)
Biological process (GO): homophilic cell-cell adhesion
Cellular component (GO): plasma membrane
Molecular function (GO): calcium ion binding
Source: RefSeq, a predicted model, not a curated record
GAUCGCGUUACGUGGCCGGGGAAAAUGUUGCAGUAGCGCGGAGAGAGAAAGAGAGAGAGAGAAAGAGAGAGAGAGAGAGAGAGAGAGAGAGAGAGAGAGAGACUGCAGCAUCGCCGGGUACCAGAGGCAACAGCAGCAGCAGCAGUCCCGAGCAGUGCAGGUGAGAGGGAGGGGGAAAAAAAGAGCCGGAGGAGGAGUGAGCGAGUGAGUGAGUGAGAGAAUGCGGGACUCUUGGAAGAAAGACGCAUCUCCUCUCGGUCCGCCGCCGCUGCACGCUCGCAUCCUUCAACCCAUCCAUCCCGAGGACGGAUUACUCCUAAACUGAUAUCCGUCGGGUUACCGGUCAAACCCAAGAAAAGGUUGAGACGCCAGUUUUAUUUUCUUCUUCUUCUUCUUUGAAAUUCAAGAGGAAGCAGGACUAGGAGAAAGUCACUCUCCUCCGCUUCUCCUAACUUGCGUGAAGGAAUCUGAGUGCUUGGCACGUUGCUCCACUGCGGGGAAAAACGCGGCUGGAUCAGAAGUGGUGCUGCAUUGCAGUUUCUAACUGAAAAGCCUCUGUCCCGAAUGUGACUGGAAUCAAAAGAACUUCCAAAUGGGCAUUAUGAAUUGAUAAGAGCCCUUUCAGGUUAGCUCUGCCAUGUAAAGACUGAAGUGGAUUUAUCUAAAGGUUGAUGAAUAGUAAGCAGGAUGGAUUUCUUUCUCACAUCCUCGUGGCUUAAAGAGGCGAGUAAGACUGCAGAAAUAUUUCAUAGAAGUUGAAAACCCACCACUGAGUGUAGGAGGAGAGGAGAGACAAAAAAAACAGAAAAGAAAGAAAGGAUCUGCUGAAGUGAACUACACUGAAGCAUUUUCCUUUUUUCCCCGGACCCCAGGCGGCAGUCCGCAGAGAGCGAUAGAGAAGGUAAGAAAAGGAUAAAUCAGACACCCACGCUGUGAAGCUGCACCAGACCACAAAACACUAAUAAACUAAGAGAGGAGCCCACAGCUGGGGAGUGAGGAGGAAGGAAGCAAGAAGGAGCCAUGCCGAGGCUUGGUGCAGUGCACUCUGUGCUGUUGCUGCUGCUGCUGCAGCUGCUGACUCAGCUACCGGCUGCCGACUCAGCUCUCCGGUACCGGGUGGCGGAGGAGGGCCCGCCGGAUGUGAGGAUCGGCAGCGUGGCCGCAGAUCUGGGCCUCACGGCGGGCACGGGCAGCGGGGACGUCACCUUCGCCCUGGAGAGCGGCUCAGAGUACUUCAAGAUCGACAACGUGACAGGUGAGCUGACCACGAGCGUGAGGCGCAUAGACCGAGAGAAGCUCCCGCAGUGCCAGAUGAUCUUCGACGAGAACGAGUGCUUCCUGGACUUCGAGGUGUCUGUGAUCGGGCCGCUGCAGAGCUGGGUCGACCUCUUCGAGGGCCGAGUUGUCAUCACAGACAUCAACGACAACACGCCUUCCUUCCCCUCACCUGUCCUGCAGCUCUCUGUCGAGGAGAACCGCCCGAUUGGCACCCUGUACCUGCUUCCCACGGCCACAGACAGGGAUUUCGGGCGGAAUGGCAUUGACCGCUACGAGCUCAUCCAGGACAGCGGAGCCGGGUCAAGUUCAGCAAGGCGCACAGCAGGAGGAAAUCCCAUUACAAGAGUGGAUGGACUUGAUCGCAGGGGCAGAAGUGGUGAUAGUGGAGGAGGAGCGAGGAGCAGUGUGUUCGAGCUGCAAGUAGCAGACAUACCAGAUGGCGAGAAGCAGCCUCAGCUCAUUGUGAAGGGCACAUUAGACCGAGAGCAGAAGGACUCGUACGAGUUGACCCUUAAAGUUCGAGACGGAGGGAACCCGCCACGUUCCUCCCAAGCUCUGCUCCGGGUUUCCAUCACUGAUGUGAAUGACAACAGUCCACAGUUUGAGAGGUCCACGUAUGAAGCGGAGAUGACUGAAAACGCCCCUCCAGGAACACCUGUCCUCCAGGUCCGAGCUUCGGACCGGGACAUCGGCGUGAACGGGCAGGUGGAGUACGUCUUCGGAGCUGCCACUGAAAACGUCAGGCGACUCCUGCGGCUGGACGAGGCCACCGGCUGGUUGAGUGUCCUUCACAGGAUUGACAGGGAGGAGGUGGCCCAGCUGAAGUUCACAGUGAUGGCCAGGGACCGGGGCCAGCCUCCCCGGACCGACCGCACCACGGUGGUGUUGGCUGUGCGCGACGAAAACGACAACGUCCCUGUUGUGGAGAUCAGAAAGAUCGGUCGGAUCCUUGUCCGGGACGGGGCGGCGCUGGUGCCGGAGAACGUUCUGGUGGACACACCAGUAGCUCUGGUUCAGGUUUCAGAUCGAGACCAAGGAGAGAAUGGGGCCGUGACCUGCACAGUGGUAGGAGAUGUCCCAUUCACUCUGAAGCCAGCGGGUGAAACACUUCUCCCACCCCCGCCUGCAGAUGAAGCCUUUGACAGAAACAAGAAAAAAUAUUUCCUACAUACUUCUGCUUUGCUGGACUAUGAGGCCACAAAAGAGUACAGUGUAACCAUCGUAGCAGUAGAUUCUGGCAGUCCCAGUCUAUCCAGUAACAGCUCAUUGAUGGUGCGGGUGGUAGACAUCAAUGAUCAUGCUCCCAUCUUUGCCCAGACCAAUGUGGAGGUCCACUUUGCCGAGAACAAUGGACCUGGUGAAAGGGUUGUCACUGUAGUAGCCACAGAUGCAGACAGUGGCAAAAAUGCUGAAAUUGCGUAUUCCUUGGAUCCUGUCUCUAAUGGACCUUUUUACAUAGAUGCAGAUAAUGGAGAUAUCCGAGCUACAGGGAUUCUAGACCGUGAGCAACGAGAGAGAUAUGAGUUGCGAGUAGUUGCAAAGGACAAAGGAACACCCUCUUUGCAAGGCUCUGCAACCGUUGUGGUGCAGGUGACUGAUCGCAACGACAAUGCACCAAAGUUUGUUCAAGAAAUCUUCACAUUCUAUGUGAAGGAGAACCUUCUCGCCAACAGUCCAGUUGGUAUGGUAACGGUGACCGAUGCAGACGAAGGUGAGAAUGCAGAGCUCAGCCUGUUCGUAGAGGUUGAUGGGGCAGAUGGAAAGACGAUGGGAGAGAAAGUGGAGGGAGAAGAUAGUGGGAACGAGCGAGAAGAGCUAUUCUCCAUUGAGAACAACACUGGGACAAUCUUUUCUGCUGCAUCAUUUGACCGCGAAAAGCUUUCCACCUACACCUUCCGCGUUCGGGCCGUGGACGGUGGGGCACCCCGCAAAACUGCCACGGCCACAGUCUCCCUUUUUGUGACAGACGAAAAUGACAACGCACCUUCGAUCACCUCACCCGCCAAUGAGUCCUACACCCUCCUACCGCCUGCCAGCAGUGCCCGCACCAUUGUCAGGACUGUCACGGCCAUAGACUCAGACACGGGCCCAAACGCUGACCUCCGCUACGCAUUGGUGGGAGGAAAUCCCUACAGACUGUUUGAGAUUGGCCACACCAAUGGGGUUAUCACUCUGGCCGAGCCUCUGGAGCGCCGUCACAGAGGUCUGCAUCGCCUGGUCGUACGAGUCAACGACAGUGGCAUCCCUUCGCUUUGUGCCACUGCACUGGUCCACGUCUUCAUCAAUGAGAGCUUGGCCAAUGCUACCCUAGUGGAUGCACAGGUUGCCCGUAGCCUCAUGACCCCACUGUCUCUAGACAUCGCCGGGAACCCAGACGGCGAACGUGCGUUGGGAAAACAGCGCCUCAGUGUUGCCAUUGGUAUCCUCGCGGGAGCAGCGGCGGUCAUCUUGGUGAUUCUUCUUGUGGUCACGGCCAGGCAGUGCGGCGCUCAGGGCAAGAACGGCUACGAGGCUGGUAAGAAGGAGCCGGAGGAAGACUUCUUCAGCCCGUCGGGGGCUCAACCACAAGCCAGCCGAGGCUGUGGAUCCGACCGUGGUCGUAAACUGCGGCGAGACAAACGUAGUGGAGACAGUGGCGGCACAGCUGGAGGGGGAGGGAAGUCAGACAGAUCUCUGUACAGCGGCAUUGUCACGGUCAACGGCCUACGUCGCCACGUCAACGAUGACGAUGAGGAAGAACUGAGCAGUGCCAGUGAACGCCUGGCAGCCCGCUACUGUGCUAUGGAUGGGGACCCCGGUAGCCCACGAAUGGGCGGUGGCAGACGACAUCAGUCAAGCCCCGAUCUGGCAAGGCACUACAAAUCUAGCUCGCCUCUCCCUGCAGUGAAUCUCCAGCCUCAUUCGCCCCCGGCAGAGGGAAAGAAGCACCAGGCGGUCCAGGAGCUGCCUCCUUCCAACACCUUUGUGGGCAGCGGUGGGUGUGUGGGGAGCGCUGGCUCCAGCAGCAGCAGCAGCACGGGAGGGAGCGGCAACGCAGAUGCCAUGUCUCUGGGAUCGGACCAGUGCUCAGAUUACAGCUGCCAGGCUGCGAACAAGUACAGCAAACAGGGGACCCUUCGCCGGGUGACCUUCUCCGUCGUGAGCCAACCUCAGGACGCCGGCUGCUAUGACAGUGGCCUGGAAGACUCGGAGACGCCGAGCAGCAAGAGCUCGUCGGGGCCGCGGCUGGGAGCCCUGCCGCUUCCCGAAGAAGGUUACGAACGCACGACGCCAGAGGGCAGCGUGGGGGAGGAGGAGCACGUGGAGAACGACGCCAGACAGCUGCCGGACGUAGCGCUCACCGGAAAGUGCACCAGGGAGUGCGAUGAGUUCGGCCACUCCGACACGUGCUGGAUGCCCGUCCGCCCUUCGCCGCGGCAACGGCAGCGGCAUGGCAGUGACCCUCCGCGCCUCUCGACCUUUGCCCCAGGUGACGACAACAACAAUCUCCGUGGCAAUGACCGCGAAAGCGACAGCGAGAGCGCCGGCAGCGCGGGGAGCUCGGAGCCUGGAGUCGUAGUCGUAGGAGAAGGUCAGAGGUUACCCCUGGUCAACGGGGACCCCCUCGGCACCCUGGGCCGCGGAGACCGCAACAGGAACAUGGGCGACCACAACCGGAAUCUUCUGAACCGCAAAAUGACUUCGGCGUCCUACGACACGUUCAGCGGCGCAGGCCUUGGGAGACGCCAGCCUGAGGAGGAGGGAGGAGAGGGCCAGCACCCCCCUGAGGUCAUACCACUGGCGCGGACUGGAGGGGACUACAAGACCACCUCCUGCCUUACGUUGUCGCGCCGGGAAGUCUACCUGUAACAGCCCAUCGGUGGAGCAAUCUUCAUAAAAACUCCUAUGUUUGUUUGGUGAAAAAAAACAGGUUCCAGGCUGCACCGACGAGUCAUCGGUGCGGUUGGUCCGUUCAGCCUGCGAAGAUGUGAAAAUGUCAAAUAGAUGCUUUCAAAAGGCUAAUAUCAGACUGUGACGUUCAGACUCAGACUAACAAUUAUCAGCACUUACACUCGAGCGAGUAACUGAUCAGCUCUCUGACUGGGAACUCUUUCUAAAAAAAAGAAAAACAACUUUUUUUUAUACGACUGCUGAAAGCUACCUAAAAGGCGAUGACUGUGCGGGUCUGCGUGGAGGAAAUCAAUCUUUUCUUCUAUUUGUUUUUUUUUUUGUUUUUGUUCUUUUUUUACUAAAUUCAAUGCAUGCUCGACCCUUUGACCGUAGAGGUAUUUAUGUGAAGCAGACUGCGUGAACUCUGAUGCUCUAAAUGGCUGGGUGCAUCUAAACAAACUGAGGCUUCAGCAGGCCAGAAGUGGACUCCCCUGGUGAGAUGUAGCUGAAAGACAGCUGAAGUUUCCUAUUGUGGGAAAAAAAAAAAA